AUGAGCAGAUGUAAACGGGUAACCAACAGCAAGCUGAUAAACAGCGCAAACACCCCUGUGAUUAUUGCUGCUGAAAGCACCUCCCGUGCUGCACUUUCCACCAACUUUGCCAUCCCUCCCUUGCCUUGGCCCCCUUCCUCCAUGCCUCUCAGCUUGCACAUUUAA
Molecule: messenger RNA, 165 nt
Organism: Puccinia triticina
Lineage: Eukaryota; Fungi; Basidiomycota; Pucciniomycetes; Pucciniales; Pucciniaceae
Exons: 1
Coding region: 1-165 (54 amino acids)
Source: RefSeq, a predicted model, not a curated record